Messenger RNA from Cylas formicarius (sweet potato weevil), 852 nucleotides. Its product is annotated as histone-lysine N-methyltransferase SETMAR-like. NCBI's taxonomy places the organism in Eukaryota, Metazoa, Arthropoda, Insecta, Coleoptera, Brentidae. The record is from RefSeq and is a predicted model, not a curated record. The coding region runs from base 1 to 852 and encodes 283 amino acids. Gene Ontology annotation, molecular function: nucleic acid binding. The transcript has 3 exons.
AUGCUAGACGUGCUGUCUGUCUACGAGUGGGCUAAGCGGUUCAGGGAAGGCAGGGAGUCGGUGGAGGACGAUUCACGUGAGGGAGCUCCCUCCACCUCUCGAACGGCACAAAACGUCGAUCGCCUGCGCGUGCGUGUGCUCGGAGACCGUCGGGUAAGCCUCAGAAUUUUGGAAGACGAGUUGGGUAUCAACAAGGAAAUCAUUCGACAGAUGCUACACGAGGAUUUAGGGAUGCGCAAGUUGUGCGCGAAAAUGGUUCCCAAAGUGCUCACAGUUGAGCAGAAAGAGCUUCGUUUAUCCAUCUGUGAAGACAUUAUUUCUCGAAUUGAGGAGGAAGGAGAAGACUGGAUUAUUGUUAUUACCGGAGACGAGUCUUGGGUGUUCCAGUAUGACCCUGAGACCAAACGACUGAGCAUGCAGUGGGUGGAAAAGGGGGGGAAGCGCCCCACAAAAGCCAGAAUGUCGAAAUCAAAAGUGAAAUCUUUGCUCAUCGCAUUGUUCGAUAUUAAUGGAGUUGUCCACCACGAAUACGUUCCAGCAGGCCCGUGUGUUUCGUGCACGGCCGGAAUUGGCCGAACGUGGAUGGGUGCUGCAUCACGACAACGCUCCAGCCCACUCCUCAUUCGCAGUUCGCGAUUUUUUGCCAAAAACGGCAUUCCAACGCUUCCGCACCCCCCCUACAGCCCGGACCUGGCCCCCUGCGACUUUCAUCUCUUUCCACAAUUGAAGUCCUACCUCAAGGGCAACCGAUACGACGGCGUCGAGGAGGUGCAACGUGUCACGACACGGGUGCUGAGGGACCUAUCUUCAGGGGGCUUCAGGGGGUGCUUCCAAUGGUGGAUCCAACGGUGA